AUGCGCCGGAAGGGCACCCUGAGCGUGCAGCCGGCCCCCGGAGCCAGGCCGGCCAGGCCGGCCGCCUCCCCGGCUCGCGCCGUACGACAGAGCCAGGCACGCCGGGACGGCCGCCUCCCCGGCUCGCGCCGUACGACAGAGCCAGGCACGCCGGGACGGCCGCCUCCCCGGCUCGCGCCGUACGACAGAGGCAGGCCAGCCGGGACGGCCGCCUCCCCGGCUCGCGCCGUACGACAGAGCCAGGCACGCCGGGACGGCCGCCUCCCGGCUCGCGCCGUACGACAGAGCCAGGCACGCCGGGACGGCCGCCUCCCCGGCUCGCGCCGUACGACAGAGCCAGGCCAGCCGGGACGGCCGCCUCCCCGGCUCGCGCCGUACGACGGAGCCAGGCACGCCGGACGGCCGCCUCCCCGGCUCGCGCCGUACGACAGAGCCAGGCACGCCGGGACGGCCGCCUCCCCGGCUCGCGCCGUACGACAGAGCCAGGCACGCCGGGACGGCCGCCUCCCCGGCUCGCGCCGUACGACAGAGCCAGGCACGCCGGGACGGCCGCCUCCCCGGCUCGCGCCGUACGACAGAGCCAGGCACGCCGGGACGGCCGCCUCCCCGGCUCGCGCCGUACGACAGAGCCAGGCACGCCGGGACGGCCGCCUCCCCGGCUCGCGCCGUACGACGGAGCCAGGCACGCCGGGACGGCCGCCUCCCCGGCUCGCGCCGUACGACGGAGCCAGGCACGCCGGGACGGCCGCCUCCCCGGCUCGCGCCGUACGACGGAGCCAGGCACGCCGGGACGGCCGCCUCCCCGGCUCGCGCCGUACGACGGAGCCAGGCACGCCGGGACGGCCGCCUCCCCGGCUCGCGCCGUACGACAGAGCCAGGCACGCCGGGCGGCCGCCUCCCCGGCUCGCGCCGUACGACAGAGCCAGGCACGCCGGGACGGCCGCCUCCCGGCUCGCGCCGUACGACAGAGCCAGGCACGCCGGGACGGCCGCCUCCCGGCUCGCGCCGUACGACAGAGCCAGGCACGCCGGGACGGCCGCCUCCCCGGCUCGCGCCGUACGACAGAGCCAGGCACGCCGGGACGGCCGCCUCCCCGGCUCGCGCCGAACGACGGACCCAGGCCGGCCGGGACCGCCGCCUCCCCGGCUCGCGCCGUACGACAGAGCCAGGCACGCCGGGACGGCCGCCUCCCCGGCUCGCGCCGUACGACAGAGCCAGGCACGCCGGGACGGCCGCCUCCCCGGCUCGCGCCGUACGACAGAGCCAGGCACGCCGGGACGGCCGCCUCCCCGGCUCGCGCCGUACGACAGAGCCAGGCAAGCCGGGACGGCCGCCUCCCCGGCUCGCGCCGUACGACAGAGCCAGGCACGCCGGGACGGCCGCCUCCCUGGCUCGCGCCGUACGACAGAGCCAGGCACGCCGGGACGGCCGCCUCCCUGGCUCGCGCCGUACGACAGAGCCAGGCACGCCGGGACGGCCGCCUUGGUGGUGAUACAAGGUGUUUCCUCCGUUCUCAUAGGAACUGGUCAUGACACCUCUGGGGGCCCCCAGGACAAAUUGCAGGGGGCUGCCAAGGGCUGGGAUAGUUCCUUGCAAAAGCUGCCCAAACUGGACUUUCCUGUUGACAAGAAGGGGGACCAGGCUCCUGCCUGGCCCUGGAAUCCGCCUCCGCUCCGGGGAAUCCCCUGGGGUCCCCCCGAGACCAGGCGGGGCCCCGAGUCCCAGCCCGCCCCGCUGGGCGGGGCUUGUCCCCAGCCUAAGAAGCCGCCGGGCGGCAGGCAGAGGUCGCUGCGCGGCCGCUCGGGGACCGGCCCGGCGGGUCUCUGGGUUCGGGGCUCGCUCCGGGGAGCCCGCGGCAGCAGCAGCAGGAAGCUCCGCUGGAAGGACACGUAG
Messenger RNA from Caretta caretta (loggerhead turtle), 1893 nucleotides. Lineage: Eukaryota; Metazoa; Chordata; Testudines; Cheloniidae. The record is from RefSeq and is a predicted model, not a curated record.